This is a messenger RNA of Prunus mume (Japanese apricot), 548 nucleotides long. RefSeq lists its product as uncharacterized. NCBI's taxonomy places the organism in Eukaryota, Viridiplantae, Streptophyta, Magnoliopsida, Rosales, Rosaceae. The record is from RefSeq and is a predicted model, not a curated record.
AAAAAAAAAGACCGAGCGUGAUAGAAACAGAGGGAGAGAGAGAGAGAUGGCGGGUGCGUUUUGGGGGACGCGAGUGCUGGAGAUAGUGAAGAAGCACGACUCUGGAGGUCUAGUGUGGAAGAGAAUAAAGCUGACCACCACCCGUAAAGCCAACGCCAAGAAGCGCCUCCUCCGUGUUUGGCAGAAUGAGGCUGUUCUGAGGGCAUGUGCGGAAACACCUACUUCACAAUCAUCAGGAGCUGCUGCCAGUGGAGUCUGUGAGAAAGAUAGCACAAGUAGCCAAUAAUGAGGUAGAAUGCUAGGCAAACUUGGAGGUGUUAGUUUGGUCAUCCAUGGGCCUCUAAAUAUCAACCAUGUAACCUUCAAAUGAAUACUAUCCUGAACCUCCGUUUUGAUAUUUCUAUUUCUAGAGUAGAGCAUUAUGUACGGAAGCUUUUAAGUCAUUGACUAAAUACAAUUAUAAUCAUGUGUAACCGGGUUAACUCUGAUGAAUUUUGAUGGUCAAUAAGACUAUUCCGAAAUUGCUUGCUGCCGAUGUGCAUCUCAAA